AUGCGCCAAGCACCCACUCCAAAUGACAGUGCCGCCGCCGCCGCCGCCGCCGCCGCCACCACCACCACCACCACCACCACCACCAUCACCACCACCACCACCACCACCACCACCACCACCACCACCACUACCACUACUACUACUACUACUACUACUACUACUACUACUACUACUACUACUACUACUACUACUACUACUACCACCACCACCACCAGUUUUGAUGCAUGGGAUAGAAGCUCGGGAUGCAAAAGUCUGCCAACGCAGCUGAACUGACAGGCUAAUCGCGAGCGCCAGGGCAUCGACUACAGGAGCAAUCUCCUUCUAGAAGGGGACACUGGCACGCGCCCUCAGGAGGUCAACUCGCAUGCAUUUUCUGUUCGCUCCUAUACACGGCUCACAACUCACUCAGCCUACACCGAAUAAACUUCCUUAAUGGUAACGUCCUGUAAUUUUUGUUGUAUCAUACCAUGUUGCGACUGCCAACAUAUCUCGUCUAUCCUUGGUCUCAGUACCUUAUUCACAAUGAGGGCUUACAUUCAUGGAUACGCAGUGGUUCACGGGCAGUCGACGAUUAACAUCCAAGUAGCUACACGUGCCUACAGAUAGCCCACAGGUCGCGGUAAGUGCUUUUCGAGGUCGAACGUGAUGUGCUUAGAGAACUCAAGGCCGGCAAAGACCUAGUUAUCGUGCCAGCGGACAAAGGACGCUCCACGGUUGUACUGGACAGGACAGACUACCUUCAAAAAGCCAAAGGUUUACUAGAAGACCGACAGUUUUAUCUCCCAUGUGCAACGAACCCUGUAAAAGCUCUGACACGCGAAAUUAAUGCUACGUUGUUGGCCUUGGAGAACUCGGGUGCAAUAACACCGUCCGACAGACGCAUGGCGAGACCCCAAGAUAGGGCUUUGGCUCGAUUCUAUGACCUCCCUAAGGUGCACAAAUAGGGCGUUCCUCUCCGACCCAUCGUGUCGCUUAAAGGAACCCCAACGUACGGACUGGCUAAGUGGCUGUUCCGGCGUCUCAAGUCCCUGACCGCUGAGUCAGACACCACGGUCUCUUCGUCAGCACAAUUUCUGGAGAAACUCAAAGGGGUAAGCCUCCAUCCAAAAGAGGUAAUGGAAUUUUUUGAUGUUACGUCCAGUUUUACUUCCAUUCCCCAGGACCUGGCGACCGAGACAAUCGAGCUGCUUCUACAAGGCAAAUACGAUGAAACGGCGAAUCACCUCAGACAUGCCCAAGUCCUUCAGUUCCUUCAGUUCUCUCUCAGGACGUACUUCACGUUCGACGGGACGAUCUACGAACAGGUGAAGGGUACACCAAUGGGUUCGCCGAUUUCGGGAUUCAUCGCCGAGGCAGUCCUGCAACGGUUAGAGUCGCUGGUCUUUCAACACCACAAACCGAAGUUCUGGGCCCGGUAUGUGGAUGAUACCUCCGUCGUUAUCGAUCAGGAUCAACUGUUGACAUUCAAGGAACAUCUGAAUGCGGGCUUCCUGGACAUACAAUUUACGUUGGAGGAGGAAAAGAACAACCAGCUGGCCUUCCUGGAUGUCCCCGUAUGCCGCUAA
Molecule: messenger RNA, 1565 nt
Organism: Spirometra erinaceieuropaei
Lineage: Eukaryota; Metazoa; Platyhelminthes; Cestoda; Diphyllobothriidea; Diphyllobothriidae
Source: the annotation of a GenBank genome assembly